Molecule: messenger RNA, 1265 nt
Organism: Peromyscus maniculatus bairdii (prairie deer mouse)
Lineage: Eukaryota; Metazoa; Chordata; Mammalia; Rodentia; Cricetidae
Product: sperm motility kinase-like
Biological process (GO): negative regulation of glycogen biosynthetic process; intracellular signal transduction; protein phosphorylation
Cellular component (GO): nucleus; cytoplasm; cytosol
Molecular function (GO): protein serine/threonine kinase activity; ATP binding
Source: RefSeq, a predicted model, not a curated record
GUGAUGUUGAAGGCAGAGCUUUCACUUUGAGGACACUAGUGGCGGAGGCAGUGUGCACGGACGGUGUAUUAAGGCACAGAUUUGGAAGAGGAGUUUCUGUUCUACUCAAGCAACACCAGUUGGUGUUGGUGUGGAAAUUAUCAAGAAACUUACUAGCAAGACAGGAGAUGAUGGGACAAUGCAGCUGGACCUGAAAACCAGCGCCUCUCAAGAGGAGAGCCUUACAGAUCAUUACAUCAUACUCAGGACCCUUGGCAAAGGGACAUUUGCAGAGGGAAAGCUGGCCUGCCACCUCCACACAGAGGUGCAGGUUGCCAUCAAGAUCCUGGAAAAUGGUGAGAAUACUGACCACAACAACAAAACUGAAAUCGACAUUGUGAAGCCGCUGGACCACCCAAACAUCAUCAAGGUGUUCCACAUCAUCAACACCAAAGAGCACACCUAUAUGGUGAUGGAGCAUGCUUCUCGGGGAGAUCUGGAAAGUGACAGCAGGCUGGAAGGAAAUGGGUAUCAGUGUGGACGGAAUGCUGGGAUGUUGCUCCACUUUGGAAGGCGGGUUUUGCUGGCCUGUCCUGGGGCACAGUGGACACAUGACUUAGGCAGCAGUCUUGGAACUACAUUUUAUCUAGAUCCCACAUCAGAGAUCAGCCCUAGACAGAGCAAUAAUGACCAUAGAGUUAGGGCAUUCAGCCAGGCUGUCUGCUUGAAUGUCCUCCUGUGAAAGUUGUCUUUGGUGGUGUUUUGGACAACCUUCAGGCACGUCACUACUCUCUUCAAUGAAAAGCAGACACUCAGAAGGGACUGAUUGCCAGGUCUCAUUGUAAGCCUCACAUGGCUGAAGGUAUCACUGAGACCACUAAGUUUAAUCCAGUUGUAUGAGAGAGGUUUCUGUGAUCUGGUUUAGCCUUGACACUUGUAUACAGACAAAUAAGCAUGAUCUGCCACAGCCAGCCUUUUCAAUUCCAAGGAAAGUGGUCGGUGAGUUCAUGAUGCAUAGAAACAAAGAUAAAGUCAGAAAUCAGAGACAUGGAUUCAGAAGGAUCUUGGGAUAACUUGGGGCAAGUAUCACAACUCUCCAGUCUGACUCUCUGUCCCCAAACCCUUACAGAGGAAUAGUUUGUGGAGAAGAGGGUGAACAUUUUCUUACACUUGUAUGGGAAGACAGGCUGUCUGCCACUGGCCAGCUACUUAGUCUGUAAUGGACUAAAGAACGUGAGCAGGAUGAUGUACACAGCCUUGCAAGGAAAACCAGCUCAGAGGCUGAG